Nothoprocta perdicaria is the source of this 645-nucleotide messenger RNA. RefSeq names its product serine/threonine-protein phosphatase 2A 65 kDa regulatory subunit A alpha isoform-like. The transcript is spliced from 5 exons. Gene Ontology annotation, biological process: protein dephosphorylation. Gene Ontology annotation, molecular function: protein phosphatase regulator activity. The record is from RefSeq and is a predicted model, not a curated record. The annotation marks the transcript as partial. NCBI's taxonomy places the organism in Eukaryota, Metazoa, Chordata, Aves, Tinamiformes, Tinamidae. Gene Ontology annotation, cellular component: protein phosphatase type 2A complex; cytoplasm.
CCCCUCGUGUCCCCAGAGUUCUGCGAGAACCUGUCACCCGAGUGCCGCGAGAGCGUCAUCAUGGGACAGAUCCUGCCCUGCAUCAAGGAGCUGGUGUCGGACGCCAACCAGCACGUGAAGUCGGCGCUGGCCUCGGUCAUCAUGGGGCUGUCGCCCAUCCUGGGCAAGGAGAACACGGUGGAGCAUCUGCUGCCGCUGUUCCUGGCGCAGCUCAAGGACGAGUGCCCCGAGGUGCGCCUCAACAUCAUCUCCAACCUGGACUGCGUCAACGAGGUCAUCGGCAUCCGGCAGCUCUCGCAGUCGCUGCUGCCGGCCAUCGUGGAGCUGGCCGAGGACGCCAAGUGGCGCGUGCGCCUCGCCAUCAUCGAGUACAUGCCCCUGCUCGCGGGGCAGCUGGGCGUGGAGUUCUUCGACGAGAAGCUCAACUCGCUCUGCAUGGCCUGGCUGGUCGACCACGUGUACGCGAUCCGCGAGGCGGCCACGAGCAACCUGCGCAAGCUGGUGGAGAAGUUCGGGCGCGAGUGGGCGCAGGGCGCCAUCGUGCCCAAGGUGCUGGCCAUGGCGGCCGACCCCAACUACCUGCACCGCAUGACCACGCUCUUCUGCGUGAACGUGAGCGCCGCGGGAGCGGGAGCGGGAACGGGA